AUGGAUAUUAAUGAAAUUGGUAAAGAUAAAAAUUUAAAUAAAAAUGUUCCACAACAAAAUACAUUAGAAAAAAGUAAUAAUGAAAAAAAUAAGAUAACACGAUUUAAUGAUGUACAAAAAAAUGAGGCUAAUAAUACACAACAAUCAACACCAAAAAAUAAUUCAAAAAAAGAUUUAUAUUAUAAUAGAAAAUUAACUCAAAAAGAAGUUACUCCAAAAAGAAGUAAACCUAAAAAGGAUGAGGGAAAGACGAUUGCUUUAAGUGAUGAGGAAUGGGAGAAUGCAGGAAAUCCAUUAGGUUUUGAAAAAUUAGGAACAGUUAGGGGAAAGAAAAAAAUUAAUGUUUUUACAAAUUUAAAGGAAAAAGAAUUGGAGGAACAGAUAGCUUUACUUGGAGCUAUGGAUUUAAAUGAAGUCUCGGCUUGUGAUGAUUCUUAUGAUGCCACAAAAAAGUCAUCCUUUCCUAUUAAUAAACAUCCAUUUUCUAAAAAUAAUCAAUUAUUUAAAGUUGAUGAUUUUAAAACAGAUACCUUAGCAUCAUUUAUUGGAUUGAUGGCAAAAACUUUUGUUGAAGAUUAUUCAAAAAAUAAGACAGAAAAGAUAUCACUUGUAAUUUAUUUAAGUAACAAUUAA
This is a messenger RNA of Strongyloides ratti, 633 nucleotides long. RefSeq lists its product as hypothetical. The record is from RefSeq and is a predicted model, not a curated record. NCBI's taxonomy places the organism in Eukaryota, Metazoa, Nematoda, Chromadorea, Rhabditida, Strongyloididae. Bases 1 to 633 code for a protein of 210 amino acids. The transcript has a single exon.